AAAUAUAUAGAGUGAAAAUACUUAUAUUUUGUACGGUAGAUUAUAAAGACCCCUCUGUACUAUGGGUUUAUACAAAGACCCCCUGUAUUUUGUUUUGCGAUAAAGAUUAGACUCCCUUUCGUUAACCUUCUGGUUACAAUAUUUUUUAAUCUCCAUAAUACCCUUAUAAUAUUUAUCCGGACAAUUGAAAAAAUACUGUUCAUCUUCCUCCAAUGAUACACGAAAUCACGAACUGCUGCGGCGAUAGCCGUUGCGGUGGUGGCUGUUGCAGUGGUAGCGGACUUCCGUUGAAAUCCUCUCUCUCUCUUCUUCUGCCACCUUCCCAGCCUUGCGAGGAUUGCAGCAAGACUGGCUCUUGAUGCCAACAAUGUCCGAUCAGCAAUCGGAGACAGGAUUUCAGUUAUCAUGCAAAAUUCAGCCCUCAUGCUCGUUGCUUGCACAGUUAGGUUCAUUCUGCAGUGGCGACUGUCCCUCGUCCUCAUUGCUGUUGUUGUUGCUGCCACCGUUUUGAAGGUAAUGAACAAUUCAAAUAAAUAAGAGCCAACACCAUAGAUUAAAAGCAAAUGAAAAACCAAGACCAAUUAAUCCCUCACUAAUCAAUCAAUCCAGACCAAGCAAUUGAAGUAGAUGAAGCGAACGCAGUAUAACAAUUUCAUUGCAAACCAAGUUGAGAAAGACGACAAGAAACCUACUCCACCUUACAAUGAAAACAACCAUAUUCUCUCAUAUCAGAAAUCCUAAUUCCUUCUUUCUCUUUUCAAGACGAAAAGAUUCCAAACUAAACGCAGGGAAUCCUGUAUAAGCAGGGAAAGGGAAAGGGUUUCGUUUCCUUCCUCUGGGGGAAGCUUUUCUGGGUUAACAAUUUAACAUUCACUUGGCGAGCAUGUGCUGUUGAGCCUGGUUCUCCUGCUGCUGUUGGUAGUUGAAUGACCUCCUAAGAGCAUGAUGCGUGGCUCGGGACGAUGGAUCGCGUAGUGAACCCAUCCUCGACUCUGCUGAACCCCGAACGCCCUCCAUUCAUUCUGAUAAGCAAAAUACAAAUCAACACUCAUUUUAUGCUUUUCAUGAAUUCUUUGAACCAUGUCUUCAGUUAGAUUUGAUUCUUCGUUUUUUCUCGUUCCUAUUUACUUCAGAGAGAAGACGAUUCUUCGGCAGCAGUUUGGCCACUUCAAGAGGAAGAACCACAUGCCUGACAAAAGAUACAAUCGGAGAAAUUUUUGAAAUCCUGGUGCGUAACUAACCAUAAUCAAAUCGCGAAAAACGUAUUGGAUUCGAUUUCUUCAUGAUCCCAGAGAGGAAUUUCGAUACCUGUAUUCGUAAGUGUCGUCGAAGUAUUUCUCGGAGUAUUGGGUCUGGCCCAUAUCUAUUUUCUUGGUUCAAUCCUAUUUUAGUCGCUAGUGGAGGAGAAGAGACCAGGAAACAGAGAAGAACUGACUAGAUCGGUUUAUUGAUUUUGGGAAUCAAAGAGGGAAGAAAGAAAACACGGUGAAGAAGGAAGAUGAAGCAGGUGAUGAUGAGAGCAAGGAAGAAGAAAAUUCAAAAUUUUCAUCUAAAGAAGCUCCGUCUCUGUCUCUCGAUUUGCUAGAAUUGAGGGAGUGUGGAUUCUAUCUAUAAGACUAUCAAUAACGGAUCAAAAAAGGGUUCUUCGAGAAGCUACUGAACCGUUUGGAACUAGAUACCAAGUCGGAAAAAUGCAUCUAGUAGGCCCCCGAACGUGCUUGUUCGGGGAGGACAACAAUCGUGGUUGCACAUCGGCUGUCAACGAUAAGGAAUGCCCAUGUCAUCGCUGUGAUCGAUGAUGGGAAGGUGGCGAAACAAGGGUCUCACUCGCAUUUCCAUCUGCAAGGAACGGAAAAUAGGGGAAAUCGGAAAAAAGGGGAGGAGAGAGAGAGGGAGGACUUCAACUGAAGCCCGCUGCCUUGUGAGAUGAGGAAGAUGAACAGUUUUUUUUUUUCCAAAUACAAGGAUAGUAUGAGAAUUAAAAAAUAUUGUAACGGUGGAUUUUAAUAAAAGGCUAACAAAAGGGGGGUUUUUGUCUCACGGUCAUAAUAUAAGGGAGUUUUUGUCGCAAAACAAAAUAUAGGGGUCAGUGACUUCAGUCCAAAUUCCAAAUAGCCACUUACGAAAAUCUGGACACAUGUUCGAACCUCGUGAGUUAGUUAACACGACCGAGUCGUAUCGAGUUCCGAGACACGCAAGUCCGGUGAAACCUUAUCAGGUGGGAGAGGGGUGUGCGGGUGUUAUCAGAUAUCACAACUGGUCACUGCUCACUGGAUUGAAGAAGAUAACUGAGUUGCUGCUUCUACAUCACAAAGAUAGAAAAGCUCUCUCCCUUUCUUUCCCUUCUUCUCACUAGCCCGCAUUAUCAUAGUAGAGCUCUCUUGUCUUUGCUCCACAAUGCGCGAAAACCUCUCUGUUCCAUGUCUAUCACUUCUGUGACAGUAGAUACAUCUAUAAUGUCCACAGCAAUUCGAACUCCCACAUGGGUCUCCAAACGAAGACUUCUCGAACAAAAACUCUCGGAAUGUUCAAACCCCAUUCAUUUGAAGCAAAUUCAAGCCCAGAUGUUCAAAGCCAAUCUCCAUCAAGAUCCUUUUAUGGCUCGCACGCUUAUUCAAGCCUUCUCUUCGUCUCGCCAGGUGAUGUUAGCAGUUAACGUUUUCAACCAAAUUCAGCAACCCAAUACUCUUCUCUAUAACACACUCAUCAGAGCCUGCACCCAGAAUUUCCAAUCCUUUCUUGCCUUUUCCAUCUUCUUUGAUAUGCAAAAGAAUGGUGUAUUCCCUGACAACUUCACCUAUUCGUUUCUUCUCAAGGCUUGUUCAGGCCAAUUUGCAUUGCGCCAGGUUCAAAUGAUCCACUCCCACAUUGAAAAAUUUGGUUUUUAUUCCGACAUUUUUGUGCCCAAUUCACUUAUCGAUACCUACUCCAAGUGUGGCGCCUGUGGUGUCGAUGCUGCAAGGAAGGUGUUUGCAGCAAUGACAGACCGCGAUGUUGUUUCCUGGAAUUCCAUGAUUUCGGGGUUGGUUAAGGGUGGACAGUUGGAAGAAGCUCGCCGACUUUUUGACAAAAUGCCUGAGAAAGAUGCAGUGAGUUGGAAUGCUAUUUUGGAUGGAUAUGUGAAGGCUGGAGAAAUGGAUACAGCUUUUGAGUUUUUCGGAACUAUGCCAGAAAGAAAUGUUGUGUCUUGGUCAACAAUGAUAACGGGUUAUAGCAAAGCAGGAGACAUGGAUAUGGCUAAGAUGAUGUUUGAUAGGAUGCCUGUGAAGAAUUUGGUUUCCUGGACCAUAAUGAUAUCAGGUUAUGCUGAGAAAGGACUUGCCAAGAAGGCAUUUAACUUGUAUGAUCAAAUGGAGAUGUCUGGAUUGAAGCUUGAUGACGGAACCUUUAUUAGUAUUUUGGCUGCUUGUGCUGAAUCCGGUUUGCUUGGUCUUGGUAAAAGGGUUCAUAUCUCAAUUGAGAGGAGUAGAUUGAGAUAUAGCAUAAAAGUAUGCAAUGCCUUGGUUGAUAUGUAUGCAAAAUGUGGGAGCUUAAGCAACGCACUUAGUGUUUUCAAUGGAAUGCUUGAGAGGGAUGUGGUGUCUUGGAAUGCCAUUAUCCAAGGACUAGCCAGGCAUGGGCAUGGUGAAAGUGCCCUUGAGCUUUUCUCCAGGAUGAAACAAGAGGGUGUAAAACCUGAUGGAUUCACUUUUAUUGGUGUCUUGUGUGCCUGCACCCAUGCAGGUCUUGUCAAGGAGGGUAAACAUUACUUCUCUAUAAUGGAAAUAGGCUAUGGGAUUGUUCCCCAGGUUGAGCACUAUGGUUGCAUGAUUGACCUUCUUGGACGAGGGGGGCAUUUGAAGGAAGCAUUUGAGCUUGUGAAGAACAUGCCUAUGGAGCCAAAUGCUGUCAUUUGGGGAACCCUCUUGGGAGCAUGCAGGAUGCAUAAUGAUGUUGAUAUUGCAGAGGAGGUUGUACACAUGCAAAAACUGGAAUCCUCGGAUGCUGGUAGUUAUGCUAUCUUGUCCAAUAUAUAUGCUGCAGCUGGCCACUGGGAUGAUGUUGCUAAGGUGAGGUUGCAGAUGAAAAAUACAGGCACCCGGAAGCCAUCUGGGACUAGUUCUAUUGAAGUGGAUGAUGAGUUUCAUGACUUCACUGUACAUGGUAGAUCCCACCCACAAUCGAGCAGGAUAUAUAAUAUGAUUGAUACAUUAGGUUAUCAUCUUAAGCAAGUUGGUUACGUGCCAAAGGCAGAUUAUUAAAAUAAUGGAUAACUGGGUUUGGUUGCUAACCUGGAUAUAGCCAGCUUAACUGUUCUUGAUGGCGAUGUUGCUAAGCAUGGUUUUUAUGCCAAAAAGAAUUUCAGUUGCAAACGCUAUGUUUGUCAGGUCAUGUGAAGUAGCAUUUCAGGAAGCAUCCGCUCAUAAUACUUCUGGUACUGCUGCUUGGACUGACCAUGCUGAACAAAAGAGAGUUCGAUUGGUCUUACUGGGGCUAAUAGUUCUUUGUUUAUGUAUGUACAUUCAACCAAAGCAUCAGGAGUUUUUAUUUUUAAUCAUGUGAUUAAACGAUUAGGUGUAUCCAUUUAGCAAAAGGCCUAUCAAGUGCAUCAGUGCAUGUACACAUAAUGGAGAAAGCAGAUUGCAUAUUGUGUAACCAUUGUCAUUGUUAAAACCAUGGUAAUCAGUGGGAGAAUUCCUUUGUACUUGUACGUUCCUGCUUCUGUAUAUUCAGUUCUCUGUUAGUUUUUGACAUAUUGUUUGCUGAAUUUAAGGAUGACCAUAAAUAAAGAUAUAAAUUUCCUGGGUAUUGAGUGUAGA
Nelumbo nucifera (sacred lotus) is the source of this 4799-nucleotide messenger RNA. RefSeq names its product Tetratricopeptide repeat (TPR)-like superfamily protein. NCBI's taxonomy places the organism in Eukaryota, Viridiplantae, Streptophyta, Magnoliopsida, Proteales, Nelumbonaceae. Gene Ontology annotation, biological process: RNA modification. The record is from RefSeq and is a predicted model, not a curated record. Gene Ontology annotation, molecular function: RNA binding; protein binding.